Molecule: messenger RNA, 1130 nt
Organism: Siniperca chuatsi (mandarin fish)
Lineage: Eukaryota; Metazoa; Chordata; Actinopteri; Centrarchiformes; Sinipercidae
Product: calcium-binding protein 2
Exons: 8
Coding region: 162-821 (219 amino acids)
Molecular function (GO): calcium ion binding
Source: RefSeq, a predicted model, not a curated record
GAUGGAAGGAGGUCAAGAGGGGAAGGAAAAACAGAACGGACUGGAUAGUGUGCAGCCAUUCACAACACAAGUGGAGCACUACUCAAGGAGGACGAGAAGGGCUGUGCUGCUCGACUUCUUGAUUUCUUUCUUUUCUCACCAUUUAGGAGAGGGCAUUAAGCAUGUCCAAGGCAGGAGAAAGGACACCCUCUACAACUUCUGUCGACUCAGCCGCAACAGAUGGCAAAGAUGGGGACCCCAAGGAUACCCCACCAGGUUCAAUCUCUGAAACACCCAAGAAAUCAUCAAAGAAGUCCAAGAAAAACACUGAGAGUAUGAACAAAGUUUACAACUCUGUGAUCAACAGUGUUUUUGGGGCGGACAGAGAAUUAGCUCAGGCUGAGUUGGACGAGUUGCAAGAGGCCUUUAAAGAGUUUGACUAUGAUCAAGAUGGAUACCUGAACUACAAGGAUGUGGCUGAAUGCAUGAGGACCAUGGGAUACAUGCCCACAGAAAUGGAGCUGCUGGAGAUAGUACAACAAAUCAAGAUGAGAAUGGGGGGGUUAAUGGAUUUUGAAGACUUUACUGAACUGAUGGGACCCAGGAUGAUGGGAGAGACUGCUCACAUGCUGGGACUCAAAGAGCUCCAAUCGGCCUUUGUACAGUUUGACCUCGAUGGAGAUGGAAAGAUCAACCAGGAUGAGAUGAAGGAGGCGGUCAAGACGCUGCUGGGGGAGAAGCUGAAGAAAGGAGAACUGGAGGAGAUCUUAAAGGAGCUGGACAUUAACGCAGACGGAAACAUUGACUUUGAAGAGUUUGUGAUGAUGCUCUCCAUUCGCUAGCUGCUGAAAAGACUGACACAAGGACAGGAUACACUAAUGCUUCUGAAUCAUUCCACACAUAGUUGAUACAACGACAACCAAAUAUUGAUAAUUUGGUUGUGUUUGUAAUGUAGGUAAAGACUUUUACAAUGUAAUGUGUGCCUAAAAAAUUGUAUGAAUACUGUAUGACUCCUGUAUUGGAUACAGAUCAUCAAAUAUGGUGUGUGCUGUCAACAGAGUUAUUUUGGUAGAUACAUGAACCUUUUGCAGUGAUAUAACAUGUAAAUAAGACUGAAAUCUUUUGCUAUUUUAAUAAAGAAAUCAAAAUUA